Messenger RNA from Scomber japonicus (chub mackerel), 387 nucleotides. RefSeq names its product putative nuclease HARBI1. Bases 1 to 387 code for a protein of 128 amino acids. The transcript has 2 exons. The record is from RefSeq and is a predicted model, not a curated record. NCBI's taxonomy places the organism in Eukaryota, Metazoa, Chordata, Actinopteri, Scombriformes, Scombridae.
AUGAUAAACAAUGUGGAAGCGAAUUGGCCUGGGUCUGUGCAUGACUCACGAGUGUUUCGUGAGUCUACACUGAGUGCCACAUUUGCCCGUGGAGAAUUCGAUGGUUACCUACUCAGAGACAGAGGGUACCCCUGCCAGUGCUAUCUGCUGACCCCUUACCCUGACCCUGGUCCACAGCAACACUACAACUUGGCUCAGUGUAGGACACGAGCCAGAGUGGAGAUGACCAUUGGGAUGCUAGGGUUCAGGCUCAGGGUCACCCCAGAAAGGGCUUGUGAUAUUAUAGUGGCAUGUGUGGUUCUCCACAACAUUGCCACUAUCCGAAGAGAACAAUGUCCUACUCUCCCCCCUAAUGAUACAGAUAAUAAUCCUGACCCCCCCAAUUAA